Neltuma alba is the source of this 2858-nucleotide messenger RNA. RefSeq names its product lipoxygenase 3, chloroplastic-like. The transcript is spliced from 9 exons. Gene Ontology annotation, biological process: lipid oxidation. Gene Ontology annotation, molecular function: protein binding; oxidoreductase activity, acting on single donors with incorporation of molecular oxygen, incorporation of two atoms of oxygen; metal ion binding. NCBI's taxonomy places the organism in Eukaryota, Viridiplantae, Streptophyta, Magnoliopsida, Fabales, Fabaceae. The coding region runs from base 43 to 2790 and encodes 915 amino acids. The record is from RefSeq and is a predicted model, not a curated record.
GAAAUCGCGUAGAAGAGAAACAGACACAAAAAUUUCUCCAACAUGACCUUCACCAAAGAGAUUAUGGGUAAAUCUAUGGUGGAAUCAUUUCGUUUUGAUGCUUCCAAAGGGCCAUUUCACUUCAAAAGCUGCAGCAAGCAGCAAAGAAUUUCCUUGUCUCCCACUUUUUAUUGCUCAGUUCAAACAACAAAGGAACGCAAGAAGAAGGUGACGCAGCAAACUGUCUCACCACUCUCAACUUCUACUAAGGGUUCUGAGUCCAGGAGAGACCUCGGUGCUUGGAAGCUGGAGUCGGAGACGGCAACGGUGACAGUAACUGCCACGGUAACUAUCAAGAAUAGUAAAAAUGUAGAGAAUGGGAUGAUGUCCAUGAUGUUUCAGCAUUUUGAAGCUUUCAGCAAAAACAUGUCUGAGAAGGGCAUGAUUAUGCAGUUAGUGAGUACUGAAAUAACAGACCCAAGAACAAUGGAGCCAAAGGUGAGCAAAAACGCCGUACUGAAGUGGAUGGAGGACGUGAAGGUGGGGGCUCCCAGGACCACUUAUAAAGUAGAAUUUGAGGUUGAUUCAGAUUUUGGGUUACCAGGAGCAAUCACUGUGGUAAACAAAUAUGAAAAGGAAUUCUUUUUGGAAAACAUUGUGAUUGAAGGCAUUCUUCAUUUUCCCUGCAAUUCUUGGGUUCAACCUGAGAAGCUUCAUCCAGAGAAGAGAAUUUUCUUCACUAACAGGGCUCAUUUACCUUGGGAGACUCCGGGUGGUCUAAGAAAGCUAAGAAAACAAGAGCUAAGGCAAACAAGAGGAGAUGGAAAAGGCAUGAGAAAGCAUGGUGAUAGGAUUUAUGACUAUGAUUUGUACAAUGAUUUGGGGAAUCCAGACAAAACAAGAGUAGGCUCAAGGCCUAUAUUUGGUGGCCAUCAUCAAUUCCCUUAUCCUAGGCGGUGUCGAACUGGUCGUAAUCCAUGUGUUUAUGACCAGAAAGCCGAGACACCCGUAAAUGCAUUCAAUGAAACGUAUGUGCCGAGAGAUGAAGUAUUUGAUGGGAUUAGAAUGGAAGCUCUCGAUGUGGAAAGGACAAAAGGAAUAACUCGCAAUCUUCUUCCUUUCUUCAAAACUUGUGUCACGAAAUGUGGAGAUUUCAAACAAAUUUCAGAUGUUACAAACAUUUACAAUGGAAAGACUUGGCAUGAAUUGAAGUGUGAAGGUGUGAGCAAUAAGAUCCAAGAUUGUUUGGAUGACUACUUCAAAUUUAAUACUCCAAACAUAAUCAGAGGAAACAACAGUGGCUUUUGCAUAAGAGAUGAGGAACUUGGCCGUCAGACAUUGGCUGGAAUCAACCCUUUGAGCAUAAAAAGGCUUAAAACCUUUCCUCCAAAGAGCGAUUUGGAUCCAUCUAUAUAUGGUCCUCAAGAGUCUGCUCUCAAAGACGAACACAUUUUGCCCCAACUCCAUGGAAUGUCAGUAAAAGAGGCAUUAGAAGAGAAAAAGUUAUUCAUAUUGGAUUAUCAUGAUGCUUAUAUUCCAUUUCUCAAAGGCAUAAAUGCUCAAGAAGAUCGGCAGGCUUAUGCCACCCGAACCAUAUUCUUCUUGACCAGACUAGGAACUUUGAAGCCCAUAGCAAUUGAGCUUAGUCUUCCGCACGGAUAUCCAAAUCGUGCGUCCAAACAUGUCCUGACCCCUCCUGAGGAUUCCAACUCUUAUUGGUUAUGGCAACUUGGCAAAGCACACGUUUGCUCUAACGAUUCUGGUGUCCACCAACUUGUCCAACACUGGUUGAGGACACAUGCAUGUAUGGAACCGUUUAUUAUAGCAGCUCAUAGGCAACUGAGUGCGAUGCACCCAAUUUUCAAACUUCUAAAGCCUCAUAUGAAAGGCACCUUGCAAAUAAAUGCCUUAGCUCGUGAAGCUCUCAUAAGUGCUGGAGGCAUAAUUGAAUCUGACUUCUCUUGUGGUAAAUAUUGUAAUCACAUUGUUUCUGCUGCUUACAAAGAUUGGUGGCGAUUUGACAUGGAAGCCCUUCCUAGAGAUCUUAUCAGAAGAGGAUUGGCUGAACCUGAUCACACCAAACCCUAUGGACUGAAACUGCUCGUUGAAGACUAUCCUUAUGCAAAUGAUGGCCUUCCCAUUUGGCUUGCAAUAGAGAAUUGGGUUAGGACCUAUGUGACCUACUAUUAUCGUGAUGGGCUCAUGGUUCAAUCAGAUAAUGAGCUUCAAGCUUGGUAUAGUGAGGUCAUAAAUUUGGGCCAUGUAGAUCACAAAAAUGCAAGUUGGUGGCCUAAACUCUCCACUCCCAGUGACCUCAUUUUUAUACUCACAACUCUGAUUUGGAUUGCAUCAGUUCAACAUUCUGCAGUGAACUUUGGGCAAUAUCCUUACGGAGGGUAUGUCCCUAUGCGUCCUCCAUUGAUGAAAAGGCUAUUACCCAAAGAAGAUGACCAAGAGUACAAAGAGUUCACGAAGGACCCAGAAGGGUACCUUUUGAGCUCAAUGCCUGACUUGUUUCAGACCACAAAGUUUUUGGCUGUGGUCAACAUUCUUUCACAACAUUCUCCAGAGGAAGAGUAUUUGGGAGAAAGGAAGGAUCUUUCAGAUUGGGCUAGCGACCCUGAAAUCAUAGAGGCAUUCUAUAGGUUCUCAAUGGAAUUAAAAAGAAUAGAAAAGGAGAUUGAGAAGAGAAAUAGAGACCCAAAUUUGAGAAAUAGAUGUGGGGCUGGAAUUCCACCAUAUGAGUUGCUCAUGGCUAGUUCUGGUCCCGGAGCCACUUGCAGAGGGGUGGCUAAUAGUAUUAGCAUAUAAACAUAUAAUAGUUUGAAUUUAGUCAGGCAAAUAUUUUUAUAUUCAUCCUCAAUUUGGUCAAUUAGAAU